CGCUUCCAGAAUGUGGGAAACACUGGAACCUGAUUCCACAGCAGCCGUUGAACGUGAAUUCUCAUCUCAUUCUCUCUCAUCACUUCUAAUUUUCAGACACGCAGAGGUUGGUCUGGAGAUAUAAUGGCUGUUUGUUAAGGCUGAAGUUUGGUUGAAAGAGAGUUAAACCUUCUAAGUAUUCAUUUUAAUUUGAGAAAGUUGAGUGAUAAGAAUGACGUGGUUUAGAGCUGGGUCAAGAGUGGCAAAGCUUGCUGUUAGAAGGGCUUUGUCACAGCAUGGUUCACCUCUUCCCAGAACUCGUAUCCUUCCACAGUAUAGUAGAUAUUUUCAUGCAACUGCUCUCAGGCCAAAGGCACAGUCUGCUCCUGUCCCAAGGCCUGUACCAUUAUCCAAGUUGACUGAUAGCUUCUUAGAUGGGACGAGCAGCGUGUAUCUUGAGGAGCUUCAGCGGGCUUGGGAGCAAGAUCCGAAUAGUGUUGAUGAGUCAUGGGAUAACUUCUUCAGGAAUUUUGUUGGCCAAGCCACCACAUCCCCGGGGAUUUCUGGCCAAACAAUUCAAGAAAGUAUGCGCCUCUUGUUGCUCGUGAGAGCUUAUCAGGUCAAUGGUCACAUGAAAGCUAAAUUAGACCCAUUGGACUUAGAGGAGAGACAAAUUCCAGACGACUUAGAUCCUGCUUCUUAUGGGUUCACUGAAGCUGAUCUUGAUAGGGAAUUCUUUCUUGGUGUGUGGAGUAUGUCUGGCUUCUUGUCUGAAAACCGUCCUGUGCAAACAUUGAGAGCCAUAUUGACACGGCUUGAGCAGGCUUAUUGUGGAAGGAUUGGUUAUGAGUACAUGCACAUUCCUGAUCGUGAUAAAUGUAAUUGGCUGAGGGAAAAGAUUGAGACUCCAACACCAACAGAAUACAAUCGUGAGCGACGUGAGGUUAUGCUUGAUAGACUGAUGUGGAGCACUCAGUUUGAGAACUUCUUGGCUACGAAGUGGACAGCUGCAAAGAGGUUUGGCCUUGAAGGUUGUGAGACCUUAAUUCCUGGAAUGAAGGAGAUGUUUGAUAGGGCAGCAGAUCUAGGUGUAGAAAGUAUAGUAAUUGGGAUGUCGCAUAGAGGAAGACUAAAUGUCUUAGGUAAUGUUGUUCGGAAGCCACUUCGGCAGAUCUUUAAUGAGUUUAGUGGUGGUACAAAACCCGUUGAUGAAGCUGGUUAUGUGGGAACUGGUGAUGUAAAGUAUCACUUGGGAACUUCUUAUGAUCGUCCAACUAGAGGUGGGAAAAGAAUUCAUCUGUCAUUGGUUGCAAAUCCAAGCCACUUGGAAGCUGUGGACCCUGUUGUAGUUGGAAAAACUAGAGCAAAGCAGUAUUAUACUAAUGAUGUGGAUAGGACCAGAAACAUGGGUGUUUUGAUUCACGGUGACGGUAGCUUUGCAGGGCAAGGUGUUGUCUACGAGACAUUGCAUCUUAGUGCUCUUCCAAACUACACAACUGGUGGAACAAUACACAUUGUUGUAAAUAACCAAGUGGCCUUUACAACUGAUCCUAGGUCUGGAAGAUCUUCUCAAUACUGUACUGAUGUUGCCAAAGCCUUGAAUGCCCCAAUUUUUCAUGUCAAUGGUGAUGAUGUUGAGGCUGUAGUACAUGCUUGUGAACUUGCUGCAGAGUGGCGUCAAACAUUCCACUCAGAUGUUGUUGUUGAUAUUGUCUGUUAUCGGCGAUAUGGACAUAAUGAAAUAGAUGAACCAUCUUUUACCCAACCAAAAAUGUACAAGGUCAUCCGAAAUCAUCCUUCAGCAUUGGAGAUCUAUCAAAAGAAACUUCUAGAGUCUGGUAAUGUGACAAAGGAGGGUAUUGAAAAGAUACAGAAAAAGAUUAAUUCAAUCCUCAAUGAGGAAUUUGUUGCUAGCAAAGACUAUGUUACGCAAAAGAGAGAUUGGCUUUCAGCCUUUUGGUCUGGUUUUAAGUCUCCUGAACAGCUUUCACGUGUCCGAAAUACAGGUGUGAAACCGGAGAUCCUGAAAAAUGUUGGAAAAUCAAUCACUACCCUUCCAGAAAAUUUUAAGCCUCAUAGAGCUGUGAAAAGGAUUUUUGAUGACCGCAACAAGAUGAUUGAAACAGGGGAAGGUGUUGACUGGGCACUAGGUGAAGCACUUGCUUUUGCAACACUUCUUGUGGAAGGAAAUCAUGUAAGGUUGAGUGGCCAGGAUGUUGAAAGAGGUACCUUUAGUCACAGGCAUUCUGUUCUCCAUGACCAAGAGACAGGUGAGCAGUACUGUCCUCUGGAUCAUAUCAUGUUGAACCAAAAUGAAGAGAUGUUCACCGUAAGCAACAGCUCUCUUUCGGAAUUUGGUGUUCUGGGAUUUGAAUUGGGUUAUUCCAUGGAAAAUCCAAAUGCAUUGGUUCUCUGGGAAGCCCAAUUUGGUGAUUUUGCCAAUGGAGCACAAGUGAUUUUUGACCAAUUUUUAAGCAGUGGGGAGGCAAAGUGGCUGCGCCAGACAGGGUUAGUUGUGCUUUUACCACAUGGUUAUGAUGGGCAAGGCCCUGAGCAUUCCAGUGCACGUCUGGAACGCUUUCUUCAGAUGAGCGAUGAUAAUCCAUAUGUUAUCCCUGAGAUGGAACCAACCCUAAGAAAGCAAAUCCAGGAAUGCAAUUGGCAGGUGGUGAAUGUUACUACUCCUGCCAACUAUUUCCAUGUACUGAGACGACAAAUUCAUAGGGAUUUCCGUAAACCUCUCAUUGUGAUGUCUCCAAAGAACUUGCUUCGUCACAAGGACUGCAAGUCAAAUCUAUCUGAGUUUGAUGAUGUUCAAGGGCACCCCGGUUUUGACAAACAAGGCACCAGAUUUAAGCGUCUCAUCAAGGAUCAGAAUGACCAUUCAGAUCUGGAGGAGGGUAUUCGACGUCUGGUUCUUUGCUCAGGGAAGUUAUACUAUGAGCUUGAUGAGGAGAGAAAGAAAGUUAGUGGAAAAGACGUUGCAAUUUGUAGGGUUGAGCAACUUUGUCCUUUCCCAUAUGACCUCAUCCAACGUGAAUUGAAGCGAUAUCCAAAUGCGGAAAUAGUUUGGUGCCAGGAAGAGCCCAUGAACAUGGGCGCUUAUAAUUACAUUGCACCGCGCCUGUGUACUGCCAUGAAAGCCCUUGGCAGAGGCACUAUGGAUGACAUUAAGUAUGUUGGCCGUGCUCCUUCAGCUGCCACAGCUACCGGUUUCUAUCAGGUUCAUGUUAAAGAGCAGACCGAGAUCGUCCAGAAAGCCUUGCAACCAAAUCCAAUUAAUUAUCCAUUCUGAGGCCCAACCAUUCUUCAUCUGACCAAGAAACUAUUGCUAUUGAUAUUCUAGCUUGCGAGUAAUUCUUUCUUCAGUAAUAAUUUUUUGUCGCCCAAACCGCUCCCAUUUGUCUGCUGUUGUUCUCAUGCACGCUAUAAGCCAUGUUUUGGUAUCUUGAGUGAAAUAAUGGUGGGAUGAGCUUCACCAUACUCGUGACAGGUCUCCGAGUCGAAUAUUCAGUACUCUGCUAUGUCCAAUCCUCUUUUGUAUAGAGAAAAAGGUCCGCUUUCAUGUGUAAUUUUGAUAUGUUUCGGGUGAAAUUACGCGGCGUUCUUCAAUUUAUUCACGACUAUUUUCGACA
This is a messenger RNA of Ipomoea triloba (trilobed morning glory), 3614 nucleotides long. RefSeq names its product 2-oxoglutarate dehydrogenase, mitochondrial-like. Gene Ontology annotation, biological process: tricarboxylic acid cycle. The transcript is spliced from 9 exons. Gene Ontology annotation, molecular function: oxoglutarate dehydrogenase (succinyl-transferring) activity; thiamine pyrophosphate binding. Bases 212 to 3274 code for a protein of 1020 amino acids. NCBI's taxonomy places the organism in Eukaryota, Viridiplantae, Streptophyta, Magnoliopsida, Solanales, Convolvulaceae. The record is from RefSeq and is a predicted model, not a curated record. Gene Ontology annotation, cellular component: mitochondrion; oxoglutarate dehydrogenase complex.